Molecule: messenger RNA, 4051 nt
Organism: Trichosurus vulpecula (common brushtail)
Lineage: Eukaryota; Metazoa; Chordata; Mammalia; Diprotodontia; Phalangeridae
Gene: C4H1orf185
Product: chromosome 4 C1orf185 homolog
Exons: 10
Coding region: 829-3870 (1013 amino acids)
Source: RefSeq, a predicted model, not a curated record
GGGCUAGCGGGAGGAGGCAGGGAUGGGGGAGACCGCGGCUUCCUCCCCUUUUCCCCCACCCCCGGCUCGCUCCCUCCUUCCCUCCUUCCCUCCUUCCCAGCCUGGCCUCCUCUGUUCCCAGUCUCGGGGCUCCUCUUAGCCCGCUGCCGUUUGGAGAGAGUUGCCUUUUCGCGGGGACUUCUUUUCUGUCCCCGAUUCGGACCCCCAAUCUCCCUCAGUCUCAUCCCCCAGCACCAGCAGCGGCAGCAGCGGCGGGGCUGAGUGACCGAAGCCUCUCCCCCCAACCCCCCGGUAACCUUGGAGGCGCCCUCGCACACUCUGGGAAACACAAAUAAAAUGGAAUAGAACAUCCCUGGCCCCAAGGAUCCAACAACCUACUCAGGGAGAUAAGCCCUAUAUACCUCGGACAACAAGAGAAUAAGCAAGCAAAUUUGGAAACCUAUGAACCAGAAGACUAGACAGAGAGACAGUAUGUUAAUUGUAUAAAUGAAGAGGAAGAGAGAAGCUCUCCAACGUGCCUAUGGCCCAGAUGUGAGUACACGAAGAGGAGCAACCAGGAAACCACAGCUUGCCUCCAUGGUCACUGAGCAGAAGCAGUGUGGCACUAACACUGAGUGCAGGUGAUAGACUAUCUAGACCUGGAACUCAAGCCCUAGAGACCUUGGAGCCAGGAAUCCAGGCUGAAUAUCACUGCCCACCCAGCAGGGAAGUUUAAGUCCAGGGGAGCUUUGGACUUGGAGCCCAAUGAGACCAUGCUUUAUAAAGCUGUGACCUAAUCCUCCCCGCCCCUCAAGACGUCAGGUAAAAGAGAAUCGAACCAAUUCCGUGAUGACCAAGACAGCCCCUCCUGGAUGGCUGUUGCUCAAGUCCCCAGAGCAGGCAGGCCUUCAGAAAGAUCAUCUAACUUACAAAUGGGAGAAAGAAGAGUUGGCGAUUCUUAGAAAUGGAAGGGAAUUUGACCUCACAUCUGAAACAAGGACACGUACCUACAAGAACAAAAAACUCCGAUUUCAAAAUGUAGUCUUAAAAUUGCCUCUUUUUCAAGGAAAAAAAGCAAACAAUGGAAUCAGAAAAGCAACUCUGCCCCAAGGACAGUUGGGAAGGAAAAACGUCAGCCCAGCUUUGACAAAAACAAGGGUGUCAGCAUUGGUGAGAAAAACAAGACGUAUAGAGAAACAGAAUAACAUAAAGGUCGAGCUGCAAAAGGAAUUGGAAAAUGCUCCAAAUAGGAAAAUAAGGCCGUCAGCAGAAACCCCACUCCAGUUUGCCACAGUGGAACUCAACAGGUUGGCCAGAAAAUGGUGGUGGCUAAAAGGGGCAUUUUUAAAAGCACCCCUAAAUACUUUGGCAUCCACUGUAAGAAACAAUCAGGGGACCAGAAGAAAUCUGGAGGACGAUCCCCAGCCCCAAAAGAAGGAUGUCCUCAGCAGACCUUUAAAACCAAAGGAAACAGUGAGGCAAGCUAUCAGAAUUUGGAAACUGUAUAAUCUGAGGAUAGCCCGUAAGGAGCCUUGCAAAUCAGCGAAUUCAGAAAGAGCCCCAAGUGUGGAAGGCAAAGGAGAGCCAGAGAAAGAUGAAAUUGUUCUGAAAGCCCUGUGUGGAAGACGAGGGUCUUUAAAUGGCUCAGCAAAUGGUACCAGUACUUGGAAGGUACGAUCAAGAUUUAAAAUACUUUUUGGACAUUCCACCAAAAUGGGAAAGGCUCUUCCAACCUCACUAACCUCCGUGGAAACAAAAUCAGUGGUCAUCCAACUGACCCAAGGAUUUGGGAACCGAGUCAUUUUGUCUGUUGCAGAAUACGCCCACAUUAGUGAUGGCGGCUCUAGAGACCCUUGCAGAAGAAAGAAUAGCACAGAGUCAAGACAUAUCAUUCAAAUUCUUUCAAGAAAUGAAAGUCAAGAAGCUAAAGCAUAUAAAGACUUUAUACGAGAAAAAUUAAAAUUCUUAUUUAAAGCAAUAUCAAAAGACAGAGAAUACAGGGUGAAAAUUUGGUCUGUCUAUGUAAGGGUGCCUUUAAAACUUCAUGAAAGAAAAGCAAAAACAUUUCAAAGGAAAAUUGACAGACUGGCGGAUCAAGAUAGAAGUCCAACAGAACCAGGAGCUCCCAAAAGAAAACCAGAGGUGGGCCCAGGAGCCCCUGAACUGGAAGAUGAAGGGAAAACAUCUCAGUGGUUAAAGUUGGAGGAAGGUGGGGGGAAAAAUUCAUGGAACAAGGCACAAGUUCCAUCCAUGGGCUUGCUCCUCAGUCAGCUUUAUGCUUUUAUUAUCAGAUCACACUUUAAUGAUUCAGUUAUGUUGCAAGAGAAGUUGACUAAAUUUAUUGAGACAUUUAUGGCACACCUGCCCAGAAAAAGCCAACCACAGCUUGCCAAGCUGACUGGAGUCUUGACAGCUCUUAAAGCUGUCAUCUCACCGAAGGCGUCUUCCUUUCCAUUGGAAUCACAACAGGCCAACUCUAUUAGAAAUCUGGGGAAAAUAAGGAGGCUUAUAUUGAAUUUGUGGCAAACAAAACAUAUAUUUCCCACUGUUCUCCCAGGUGAUUUAAAGUUGAGAGGCAAAAAUCCUGCUAAACGCAAUGAUCAUGACGUGAGUGUGACCAUUCAGUACCGGAAAUUCCUUCAUGACAGUGAGAGUUUAUCAUCUGACUUCUUGUAUUUCCCUGGGUUUGCUCCUUCGAAUGAACUAAGUAAGAGACAGAAACGUGAUGCUAAUCAGGGCACUGAGAUGAUCCAAGUCCCUCUAGAUUUUCUGAACCACCUUUCGUCCUUUCUUGGGAUCGGGGUCAGUGUUGUGGCGGUGGCCUUCAUUGUUCUGUCAGUAGUGGUCGGAGUCCUGUUUUACAAGCGGAGGGAACUAUUUCAAGUUUCUAAAGUUACAGUAAUUGAUAGAAAAUGCCAGGAGAAAUUAUCCAGUACCACAAUGGAUUCAUGCUUCUGUGGUGUUCCUUUGUCUCGAUGUUUUCAUUCUAGUGGAUUACAGCAGGUCUCAAGAGAUAAAGAAUUAGAACUUCAAGGAGCUCUUCAAAAGCGUAAGCGGAGGAAAUUGGGCCUUGUGAUGACAUCCGUGACUUCGGACAUCUCAGACACCAGCUCCCAUGUGGAGAACAUGACCCUGGACCAGAGGUCCUCCUUGUCAUCAUCGUCAUUGGGCUCUUUUUGUAUCCAAAGCUUAGAAGCUUCUAGGGACUGGUUUUCUGAUGAAGAAGCCUCCCUUUGCUCCUCCUCCAUGAAGGGUAGCUUUGUGGACAGAGUGCAGGUGUACCUAGAGAACAUGAAUGAUGCUGAAAACUUCCAGGAAUUCCAUUGUGGUGGGACAGUCAGUGAGGAUCAAAACUAUCUCGGCUUGGAAAAGACAAAUCAACAGAAAAUGCAGAUGCCUAAAUCAGUCUCUAACCCCCUCAAGGCUUCUUCUGGCAUUCCAUGUCCAACAGAAUCAAGGUAUGACCCCACCAAAGCUUCUACUAGUAUCCCAUGUCCAUUAGAAUCAAGGGCUAAUGCCUCAGAAAUGUCUUCUGGCAUCCCACAUCCACCACAAUCAAAGGAUGACCCCUCCAGAUCUUCUACUAGUUUCCCAUGUCUGCCACAAUCAAGGGCUAAUGCCUUAGGAGCUUCUUUUGGCAUCCCAUGUCCACCAGAAUCAAGGAACGACUCCUUCAGAGCAACUACUAGUAUCCCAUGUCCACCACUGUCAAGGGCUUCUACUAGCAUCCCAUGUCCAUCAGAAUCAAGGGACAAUCCCUCCGGAGCUUCUCCUAGUAUCCCAUGUCUACCACAACCAGGCAGUAAUGCCUCAACAGUUGCUUCUGACAUCUCAUGUCUACUACAAUCAAGCGAAACAUCAAUGGAUAGUCCCAUUUCUGAGCCUAAGUAGGUCCAGGCCAAGUAAGAGCUCAUUUUGGUCUGUGGCUCAAAAUGGACUUUCUGGAAAUAAUUAGACAGAGCCUCCUUACCCAGGCCUAUAAGUCUAAGACAAGAUCAUACAAGGUGUAGGACAAGCAUCCCAGCACAGAUUUAGCUAAUUAGUGAAUAAACUGUAUUUAACUCUCAGCACC